Heteronotia binoei (common prickly gecko) is the source of this 708-nucleotide messenger RNA. RefSeq names its product guanylyl cyclase-activating protein 1-like. The transcript is spliced from 4 exons. The coding region runs from base 87 to 653 and encodes 188 amino acids. Lineage: Eukaryota; Metazoa; Chordata; Lepidosauria; Squamata; Gekkonidae. Gene Ontology annotation, molecular function: calcium ion binding; calcium sensitive guanylate cyclase activator activity. The record is from RefSeq and is a predicted model, not a curated record.
GGAGAGCAGAAGGAAGCUGGAACCCGGUCCUGUAAGACCCACCCGCGGGAGACCGUGAGCGCCCAGGGCUCCCGCCACCGUGCAGCAUGGGGGGCAACAACAACAGCACCCUGGACGACCUGCAGACGGUGGAGAUCCACCACUGGUACAAGAAGUUCAUGACGGAGUGUCCCUCCGGGCAGCUGACGGAACAUGAAUUCAAGCAGUUCUUUGGGCUCCGGGGUCUGGACCGAGAGGCGAACAAGUACAUCGAGCAGAUGUUUCGCACCUUCGAUAUGAACAAGGAUGGCUACAUCGACUUCAUGGAGUACGUGGCCGCCCUCAGCUUGGUCUUGCGGGGGAAGAUGGAACAGAAGCUUCGCUGGUAUUUCAAGCUCUACGAUCAGGACGGCAAUGGCUGCAUUGACCGGCAAGAACUGCUCAACAUCAUUAAGGCGAUCCGUGCCAUCAACGGAGGCAACCAUGAGAUGAGCGCUCAGGAAUUCACCAACCGUGUCUUUGACGCGAUCGACCUCAACGGCGACGGUGAGCUUUCCCUGGAGGAGUUUGUGGAAGGGGCAAAGAAAGAUAAGGAGUUUAUGGAAGUGAUGAUGAAGAGUCUGGAUUUGACCCACAUCGUCGCCAUGAUCAACGCCCGGCGGCGCAGCGUCUGACAGCCGGGGCAGGGGCCGAGUUUUGCAGAAGAAACAGUGGACGCUGCAGGGAAGG